This is a messenger RNA of Malassezia globosa CBS 7966, 414 nucleotides long. RefSeq lists its product as uncharacterized. The record is from RefSeq and is a predicted model, not a curated record. The coding region runs from base 1 to 414 and encodes 137 amino acids. The transcript has a single exon. Lineage: Eukaryota; Fungi; Basidiomycota; Malasseziomycetes; Malasseziales; Malasseziaceae.
AUGGUUCGCUUCGCAUCGCUGGCUGUUUCGCUUGUCACUCUUAUCGCUGCUGCUAUGCCAAGCACGGCAUUUGAUGCUCGCAGCGACCUCAACGCGCGAAUGGUUUAUGACCCGAAGAUUCUCUACCCGACGCACGAUACUGUGUGGAAGGUGGGCGACAAGGUCAACGUGACCUGGCGUGCUGCUGACAUGCCUCGCGAAUUUAGGGAAUACACGGGUAAGGUUAUUCUUGGACACAUUGAGCCUGGCUCAAUGAAUGAACAUCUGGCGAACACGCUCGCCGAAGACUUCAAAAUGGCCGAUGGUAACGUGACCUUUACAGUGCCGCACGUAAAGGAACGCGAUGACUACGUGGUGGUGCUGAUGGGAGACUCUGGCAACCACUCACCUAAGUUUACCAUCCGCUCCGCUUAA